AUGACUGAUGACAAGACACUCAAGAGCACCGUGUUUCGAAUCUCCGGUUCCAUUCCCGCCGGGAACUACAUCCAGCUCCCUCGGACGUCAACACAGUCCCUUGGGCUCACCGGUCGCUAUCUCUACCUCUUGAUGAAACCCAUCCCAUCCAAAUACUUUGUAAUUCACCUGGACGUCGCUACGGAGGAAGGUCUGAUCGUUAGGAUCUCCUUCUCGAACCUCUUCAGGGAAUUCAAGUCCACGUCCACUUGGCUGCAAUUCCCGUUCGUCUGUCAUCCAGGGAAGGGCUCCGUGGAAGGGGUGACCAGGAAGACUGCAAGGCAGGAUAUCCAAGGCCCCGCCCCACAAUCUUCAAGAUGGACUAUCCUCCUGCUAGACUUCCAGUACAUCCUCUCCAUGUACCUCAAUCGUAGAUACUCCCAUCUCAAGUCAGUCCGUCUUUGCGCAAACAUCUUCAUUAAAAACCUCUUCACCAGCGACAUGCAGUAUGAGGUGGGGAUCAGCCUCCAGCAGGCCAGAGAGGCGGGGCUCAUUGCCAAGGGCGUGGCGCCGUUGCCGAGGGACAUGGCUUUCCCUGUACCCAAGGGCGGGCACUGGCACGAUUUGUAUGACUACAUUAGAUUCCCUACAGCAGCUAGUCGGGUCCCAUUUGACUCAAUUCAGGUACAUAGCCCUGUACAGAGCAAAGGAGGUCAGGAACUAGGCAAGAUGAGUCCAGAGAGAGUUGCUCCCAAGACGGUCUAUGGCAGUCGUGAUGUCAAGUCAAGGCUAACUGAUAUCAGCAAAAUAACAAACCCAAAGAAGCAUGGUAAGAGACAAUCCAAAAUGCAGAGUAAAAAGCUACCAGAGGUCGGUCUGGACCACGAUGUCUCUGUCUUACAAGGUGCUUUGGGCGAGGUCCACCUCUUCGCUCGGGACGAGGACGAUGUGACAAUACAUCGUCAUGACAGCCGUACAGGAAUGACAAUGUCAAGUAAGGUUGGAACGGCAAGAACAUCUGCAGCACUGCCAGACAGUAAGGAGCCCAAGUACAAGAGCUUGAAGCCAGAUCCGAUCUUGUCCCUGAGGAGAAUUAUUGGUUUUGGAGGAUGUACAACGAGAGAGGCUUUAUGGACAGCUAACGGUACUCAUAUCGUCUACCCAUGCCAUGCUGUCAUUGUCUCCAUGGAGGUCAAGUCAGGUCACCAGCGAUUCCUAAUUGGUCAUACGGACAAGGUUUCAAGUUUAAGCUUCAACCGGAACACAACACUCCUGGCCUUAGCUCAGACCGGCCAGCAGUCUGUGGUCAGAGUCUGGAAGUAUCAGAAAGGAGAGUGUCUGGCCAUGUUCAGGACACACGCCCAGUCUGUCUUCUGUCUCAGUUUCUCCAUCAAUGGAUCUGUACUGUGUGGUGUCGGCAAAGACGGCCAUGGCAAAAAUAUGGUGGUAGCCUGGGAUACAUCCAGAGUUGGGAAGGGAGGAGACAUCUCAGUCCUCGCUAAAGCCCACACAGACGUUGACAUUGUCCAGAUGAGGGUGGCGCCAUUUGAUGAAAACAAAAUGGUCUCUUGUGGUAGAGACAACGUGCGCGUCUGGAGAGUUAGAAAUAACACCCUGCGCUCAGCUCCAGUCAACAUUGGGGACUUCCACGUGGCGGAGUUCACUGAUAUCUGCUUUGAAGCUACUCAACCUGGAUUAGAACCGGCUGAUAAGUUUGUUUAUGCAUGUACGAGGUCUGGCCACAUCUUUGAGAUCGACUACAAUCGUGUGUCUGUCGUCCGCAUCAGACGGCUCUUGCCAACAGGCAAAGAGGUCAAGGAGAAGGAAUCCAUGCAGUCAGGUUCAGGUAUAGCCAUCAAUGCAAUGUGUUUAUGA
Molecule: messenger RNA, 1854 nt
Organism: Asterias rubens (European starfish)
Lineage: Eukaryota; Metazoa; Echinodermata; Asteroidea; Forcipulatida; Asteriidae
Product: WD repeat-containing protein 90-like
Exons: 16
Coding region: 1-1854 (617 amino acids)
Cellular component (GO): centriole
Molecular function (GO): protein binding
Source: RefSeq, a predicted model, not a curated record